Schistocerca piceifrons (Central American locust) is the source of this 1263-nucleotide messenger RNA. Its product is annotated as protein turtle homolog A-like. Gene Ontology annotation, cellular component: neuron projection membrane. The coding region runs from base 124 to 1263 and encodes 379 amino acids. The transcript has 6 exons. The record is from RefSeq and is a predicted model, not a curated record. NCBI's taxonomy places the organism in Eukaryota, Metazoa, Arthropoda, Insecta, Orthoptera, Acrididae. Gene Ontology annotation, biological process: synapse organization.
CGCGCGUCCCGACACCCAGCGGCGCCUCCACGGCCAUCGCACCCUGCCGCCGGUGGGGAGCCGACGACCGGCGCCGGCCACGCAACACUAGCUCACAGGUCCCGGCGCUAUGGCUCAGUGCACAUGCGCGGGCUGAGGUCCGCCAUGGCGCUGCGCUGCGCAUGCGCGCUGCUGCUCUGCUCCGCCAUGACUCCACAUGCUGAAAACACGGCCACAACCCCAAGGAAUGCGGUGCUAAGCGACGGGGCGACUACAGUUCCCUCGAGUGCGCCGUUGAGGGCGUCGACGCCAGACGCGACAGUCUCGUCGGUGGUGUCCAGCGAGGCGGCGCCCACUGAGGCCACCCUGCUGGACGCCACACCCGGCAGCAGCGACCCACCGACCCUCGCGGCCGCACCGACGACCUUCCUCGUCGAAUCGACGACGGUGACGACGGCGACGACCGCGACCUCGACGACGUCGACCACGCUGUCAGGCAGCACGUGGCGGCCCCCGCAGCAGCAGCAGCAGCAGCAGCACUCGCACUACCACGUGCACGCCGCGGGCGACGGCCGGCGCUACGGGCCUUACUUCGAGGACGGGGCAGGGCCGCACAACGUGACGGCGCGCGUCGGCCAGACCGUCGUCCUCGACUGCAGGAUCGGCCUCCUCCAGGGCAAGACGGUGUCGUGGCUGCACCGGCGGCACGACGCGCUGCAGCUGCUGACGGUGGGCCGGCAGGAGUACAGCGCCGACCAGCGCGUCACGCUCAGCUUCCGUUACCCCGGCAACUGGCGGCUGCGCAUCGAGUACGUGCGCCUGCGCGACCAGGGACUCUACGAGUGUCAGGUGGCCACGCACCCGCCAAGGGUGCUGCGGAUCUAUCUCACCGUCACCGCGCCCGAGGUUAGCGUGACGGACGAGAAGGGCCACCUGGUGAGCGAGCGCUACUACAAGGCGGGCAGCGCCGUCGAGCUGACGUGCGUCGCGACGCGCCUGCAGGGCCCGCACGAGGCAGUCGUCUGGCGGCACGGCGACGCCACGCUCACCACCGGCGUCAGCACGAACGUGACCUCUGCAGACGGGAGUAGCGUACAGUCUACUCUGAGCAUCGACAGGGUGCACAAAAGGCACUCCGGCAACUACACCUGCGACGUCGGCAGCGUCGCUUCGACGAGCGUCGCCGUCCACAUUCUAAACGGUACCUACCCGACUGUAGCUGUUUCUCAGAAAAACAGACCUAUUUUCUACGUCCUCAGACCAAUUUUAUAUGUCCUCAUCUAA